This is a messenger RNA of Xiphias gladius (swordfish), 6567 nucleotides long. RefSeq names its product diaphanous-related formin 2 (gene diaph2). NCBI's taxonomy places the organism in Eukaryota, Metazoa, Chordata, Actinopteri, Istiophoriformes, Xiphiidae. Gene Ontology annotation, molecular function: microtubule binding; small GTPase binding; actin binding. The record is from RefSeq and is a predicted model, not a curated record. The transcript has 31 exons. Bases 390 to 3839 code for a protein of 1149 amino acids. Gene Ontology annotation, cellular component: cytoplasm; actin filament. Gene Ontology annotation, biological process: actin cytoskeleton organization; actin filament polymerization.
CCGCCCUUUACGUGUCGCACAGGCCAAUCAGGACCUGUUUGGGCGGAAGCGCCGUGGGCCUCGCAUUCAGGUUUGGUUGCAAAGGAAGCCUUUUCCACCGCGGUUUGAACUGGCUUACUGCUGAGCUGAGGAGAACACAAGGACGGACACCAUAGCCUACCACACCUCUUCUUCUUCGGGCAGCCUCCUCGACUUUUGGAUACUAGCGGGGACUAUUUGGAAGCGGCCCACUUGAAUAUAUACUUUAUCUUUUAACGGAAUGGAUUUUGAGAAGACCUAAGUUGGAUGGUUUGCUGCACAAGUGUCGUUGAAAGCGUGCUGGUGGAGUUUGCCAACUUCUGAGGAGGUCACUUUAAGUCUUUCGGGAGGGGAACUAUCUUAAAGCUAAAAUGGAUCAAGCCAGCGGUGGGGAGGACCCGAAUAAACCCUCCAAAAAGAAGUCCAACGAGGAUGAGGGUAAAAACAAAAAGCUGAACAUACACAUAAAAACAUUGGCUGAUGACAUGCGUGAUCGUAUUACCAGUUUCAGGAAAACGGGGAUGAAGAAGGAGAAGCCCCUUAUACAGCACCCAACAGAUCCCCUCUCUACCCAGGCUGAACUGCCUGUUCCUCAGCCCCUUUUUGACGACCGCUCCAUGAACCUUUCAGAAAAGGAGAUCAUUGACCUCUUUGAGAAGAUGAUGGAGGACAUGAACCUGAAUGAGGAACGCAAAGCGCCUCUGCGUGGAAAGGACUUGAGCACCAAACGUGAGAUGGUGGUCCAGUACAUCUCAGCCACCGCCAAAUCUAUAACUGGGAGCAAAGUUGCGGGUGGACUAAGGAACAGCAAGCAUGAGUGUACACUUUCAUCCCAAGAAUAUGUCCAUGAGCUGCGUUCUGGCAUCACAGAAGAAAAGCUGCUCAAUUGCCUGGAGUCGCUCAGAGUGUCUCUCACUAGUAACCCUGUCAGUUGGGUUAAUAACUUCGGACAUGAAGGUCUUGGCCUUCUUCUGGAUGCUUUAGAGAAGCUGCUGGACAAGAAACAGCAAGAGAGUAUCGAUAAACGGAACCAGCAUAAACUUAUCCAAUGCUUGAAGGCUUUCAUGAACAAUAAGUAUGGACUGCAAAGGAUCUUGGGAGAUGAGCGGAGCCUGUUGCUACUGGCACGAGCGAUUGACCCCAAACAGACCAACAUGAUGACAGAGAUCGUCAAAAUUCUCUCUGCCUUCUGUAUUAUUGGAGAGGAAAACAUCCUGGAUAAGAUUCUAGCUGCCAUGACAAUUGCUGCAGAGAGGAACAAUAAAGAGAGAUUUGCUUCAAUUGUGGAAGGACUGGAGAACCACGAAGCCCAGCAGCUCCAGGUUGCUUGCAUGCAGCUAAUCAAUGCUUUGGUCACCUCCCCUGAUGACCUGGACUUCCGGAUACAUCUGCGCAAUGAGUUCUUGAGAUGCGGCCUCAAGAAGAUCCUGCCUGAGCUAAAAGAGACAGAGGAGCUGGACAUCCAGCUGAAGGUGUUCAAUGAGAACAAGGAGGAGGACUCCAUCGAACUCUCCCAUCGCCUGGAUGACAUCCGUACUGAGAUGGAUGAUAUGAAUGAAGUGUACCAUCUCCUGUCCAAUAUGGUUAAAGACACUGGCUCAGAGACAUACUUCCUGUCAAUCCUUCAGCACCUAUUGCUCAUCAGGAAUGACUAUUACAUCAGGCCUCAGUACUACAAGGUGUUAGAAGAAUGCGUGUCUCAGGUGGUCUUGCAUCGCAGUGGGAUGGACCCUGACUUUGGCUACAGUAAAAGAUUGGACGUGGACUUCACCCAUUUGAUUGAUCAGUGUGUGGAUAAAGCCAAAGUUGACGAGAGUGAGCAGAAGGCAGCAGAGUACUCCAAAAAGUUUGAUGAGGAGUUCAGUGCACGACAGGAGGCCCAGGCUGAGUCUCAAAAGAAGGAAGAGAGAAUCAAAGAGUUGGAGGGGAAGAUCCAAGCCCUGGAGUCCCAGUUAACUAUUGAAAAAGACAAGCUCAAAGAGGCUCAGAGACUCAUCAGGGAAUCUGAAGCCAAGAUUGCAGCAGGUCCAACUGCGCCUGGAGCACCACCUCCACCACCCCUACCAGGGGGUGCAGCAGUCCCACCUCCUCCUCCGCCUCCUCCUCCCCCACCUCCACCUGGUGGCUGUCCUCCUCCACCUCCUCCUCCUCUUCCUGGCCAUGCUUCCAUUCCACCACCGCCUCCACCACCCCCUCCUCCAGGUGGAGGACCUCCACCUCCUCCACCACCCCCUGGUUGCGGGCCCCCACCUCCUCCACCUUUUUUUGGGGGCCCAGGUGGGCCUCCACCACCUCCUGCAUUGGCUGUCGUCAAGCUGCCUUAUGGGAUGGAGCCCAAGAAGACCUAUAAGCCUGAAGCUGUGAUGAAGAGGAUCAAUUGGACCAAGAUAGUGCCUCAGGAAAUGGCAGAGAAUUGCUUCUGGAUCAAAGUCAAAGAAGAGAAGUUUGAGAAUCCUAACCUAUUUGCUCAGCUCUCCCUCUACUUCUCCUCACAGAGCAAAGUGAAAAAAGAUGUGAAAGAUGAGACUGACGACAGGAUGCCACAAUUCAAGAAAAAGGCGAAAGAACUUCGCAUCUUGGAUGCCAAGACAGCACAGAAUCUUUCAAUUUUCUUGGGCUCGUUCCGCCUGCCUUAUGAAGAGAUCCGGGACAUUGUGCUGGAGGUAGGCGGGGACAGACUGAGCGAAUCACUCAUCCAGAACCUGAUAAAGAACCUGCCAGAGCAGAAAGAGCUGAAUGCGCUAGCAGAACUAAAGGGUGAAUAUGAAGAGCUAGUGGAGUCGGAGCAGUUUGGCAUUGUGAUGAGUACGGUAAAGCUCCUACGGCCGCGUCUCAAUGGCAUUUUGUUCAAGCUGACGUUUGAAGAGCAGGUGAAUAACAUCCGGCCAGACAUCAUGAAUGUGACAUUCGCCUGUGAGGAGGUGAAGAAGAGUGAAGGCUUUAGCAAACUUCUGGAGUUGGUAUUGCUGGUUGGCAAUUACAUGAAUGCUGGUUCAAGGAAUGCCCAGACAUUUGGUUUCAACGUCAACUUCCUCUGCAAGCUCCGAGAUACUAAAUCCAUCAGUCAGAAUACAACGCUUCUUCAUUUCUUGGCUGAGAAGUGUGAAGAGAAUAACCCAGAGAUUUUGAGGUUUCCAGAUGAGCUUGAGCAUGUGGAAAGUGCCAGCAAAGUGUCAGCUGAGAUCUUAAAGGGCAGUUUGACCACCAUGGAACGUCACAUUCAGAGGCUUGAGAACGACAUCGUGAACUUCCCCAAAACAGAUGACCACCAAGAUAAGUUUGUGGAAAAGAUGUCGGGCUUCUGCAAGCAUGCCCGGGAGCAGUAUGAAAAACUAUCCACCAUGCAUAAGAACAUGCAAAAGCUCUAUGAGAGCAUUGGCAGCUAUUUUGCCUUUGACCCCCACUCUGUCAGUGUGGAGGAUUUCUUCGGACAACUGGCCAACUUCCGCAUCCUCUUCAUGGAAGCAGUGAAGGAGAACCACAAGAAGAGAGAGAUGGAGGAGAAGAUCAAGAGAGCCAAACUGGCGAAGGAGAAAGCAGAGCGUGAGAAGCAGGAGCGCCAGCAGAAGAAGAAGCAGCUGAUUGACAUGAACAAAGAGGGGGAUGAAACUGGUGUGAUGGAUAGCCUAAUGGAAGCUCUACAGUCCGGAGCAGCCUUCCGUGAUCGGCGAAAACGGACACCUCGGAAUGGUGAUCAAAGCCCUUCCAGUCCAGCCUCCCGGUGGCCGGGUGCUAACUAUGGUAACAGAACCCUAGACAACCGCCGCGCAGUCCUGGAAAGGUCUCGUUCACGCCACAACGCAAAUCACCAAGCUCGAUGAUCGCCCGCGCCUACCACAGGACGCUAGAUAAGUGCCAAAGAGGCCUUCGAGGUGGAGACCCGGAAGACAUCUGAGGGAGGGACAGACCAUCCCUCACUGUGGCAUGAACACACACACACACGCACACACACACAAGCAGUCAUACAUACAUACAUACACAGUACCAAGUAUGGAAGAAAAAAGCCUAAAGAAGCCACACAGAACUGAAGGAUCUAAAGUACAUCACACACAGACAUUUAAUUUUCAUGCUGUUCGUCUGAAGCCUUACAUAUUUAUUCAAUACUCUCUCAUCAUUCUAAAUGUUCAUGUCCUCCUAAGAUGGUUUGACUCAUAAAAUGAAAAAUUUUACAUGCUGCUGCCGUUUGAAAUGAAAGGUUUCCAUUGCUUGAAAAUCCAUUUUGAGUCGUGCAAGUCUCAGCCUUCUAUUUUAAUCCUUUUUUAAUCUAAAUACUACAGUUCGCAUACAGUUUUAACAUGAAACAUGCAGUGUGUUGAAAAUAGACAUUCCUCCAAGAAGGACUGCACCAUAAUGUAUGCUUAUCAUCCAAAAGAACAUACCGCACACAGUUCAUUCAGCAAAGGGGGAGCGGGCCAGCUGUCCUUGAAAUGGAAGACGGGGAUUCAACUCCCAUGUUGGCAAGCCUGCAACCUGCUGAUGUCUUCUUGAACAAGACACUGAACUCUUCACGGAAGAGGGAGUGUUGGUUUAAAAUAAUAUGGGUUUGGUUUUUUUUUUCCCCAUCAACCCCUCCUUCAAACAAACUUCAAAACAAUUUUUACUAAUAAAUCUGCAAAAGACUCCACGAGUCAUCUCAUUUCAUAUCCUACAAAGCCACAAGAGCUGGCCCCUGUCUAGGCUGAGAUUUCAGAGCAUGUGACUCAUGGAUCUUGAACUGUAAUCUCCAUUUUGACAAGAUGCAUUUUAUUUUUAGUUGUGUAAUAUGUAACCAAUGCCUUCGGGUGCUGAUCUCUGUCCCAAGGUCACUUAUGCUGUUAACAUGAGAGACUGACACAUUUCUAAAUGCAUAUAACUGCCUAGAGAAGCUCACAUGAACUCUGUGACCUUCCCUGCAGUCAUACAGGUCUCCAGUGGGCGAAGCUUGAUUUAACAAAGCUAUUACAACAUUUUUUAAAUUAAUCAAUCUCAAUCUGUGUAUUUCUUUUUCACAUUCCUUUUUUUAAUAUAAAGGCUCUAAAAAACAGCCCAGCAAUUACACCUUUUUUGGCGACCAGUGGUGAAAGGUUCACUCCACUUAGAAUUUUCACAGCAGAUUUUCAAUAGAUUUUUUUUUUUCCUCCACCGGGUUUUCAAAAAUUUUUUUAAAUGAACUUACAGAAUCAUAUAAACACAUUUUGUUCAACAAGAUAAUCUCCCCAAAGAAACAUGUUUAAUAAAUAUAAACACAGCUAUAGUUGUACUGCUUCAAAAUUCAUAAUUUGAUAUAUUUAUGGUAUAAUUCAUAUUAUAGGACGAAAUGUUAAAUGUUUUUAAACUUACAUGAACCACAGGCAUUAUAUUAUUCAUAAAUUUAAAAACCUUUGGGGGAAAAAAGCACUCAAAUCUCCUGAGGGAAUCCAUGGCUCACACACUAAAGGGUUUUUAGCACCACUAACUAUACCACUCUAUUAAAGACCCUGUUUCCUGGGGGGGAUACUUAACAUGUGGUUUUCAGUAACAUCUUCCACCUGAUGAAGCUUUUCAGCAUCAAAACAAAACACCUGAUGCUUGGGGUUUGUGUGUAAAAUAGCUGCAACUUAGCUGUAAGCUUUGCAAGGACCCACUGUCACCACGAUUUCUUCACGUGAACUAUUUAUUCAUAUAUUCAUGCCUAGGGCGGCCCUGUCCCCUCACUGCCCCAAACUGUAAGCAGAUGCUACUAAAAACAACCACUGAAUCCACAAGGAGAGUGGGUAGGACUAGAAUAAUCGACUGAAGGGAACAGCAGACAAGAUGAUGCUUGUCUUAGUAAGUGAGUCUCCAAACGCCCUCCAAUUCCCCAGCACUAAUGGCAUAAGUGACCCUUUUACCAUAACACGACUUACUUUGGUAAUACCAUAACUCUGCUUAAGGCUUUGUGUCUGUGUGUUUGUGUUUGGGCAGUGUGUGUGUGUGUGUGUGUGUGUAUGGAAAAAGAACCCAGGCAAAAUAGGAUUCAGUGUGCUUGACUCCUGGGGUGAAUAGAUGGAGAUUUUUCAUUUAAACAAUCUGCCAGAGCUGCUUGUGAUAUGUCUGUUUCACGAUGCCUCCUUUCCCGGCCUGCAUGCUUCUAAAAAUGCAAUUUUACACAUCAUCUCGGCUCAAGGUACAUCCACAAUACUCAGAGAAGUCUGCAUAUUUAAGAAGACAAUAAUUCUCCUCUGAAUAUAAGGUUUGAGCAGUUAGACAGAGAAAGCGUAGAGAAUGAGUUUUCCACGUAAGGGAUUCUGCGUAGAUCUGCGUUUUGAGGAGGUGUUAUCCACAGCAGAGAUGGAGACGUGCUGUCAAAUGCAGUUAUUCCCUUUUUCUAAUCGCCCUUUUUUCCUCUGCACCGCCACACCUGUACAGCUUAAAGUUUUGAAUAAGACCCUUUUUUUUUUUUAAUCAGUUAUAGAGAGUAUUGUACAUGCCAAAACAACCAUUGGCUUUUUGUUAACAAUUACAGUGUGUAUUUCUUUAUGAAUAAUUUGAAAUAAUCUGAAAACUUCUUCAUUGUUAACGUUGUUCAUUGUUAAUCAACUGAUUUUUUUU